This is a messenger RNA of Candidula unifasciata, 789 nucleotides long. The record is from the annotation of a GenBank genome assembly. NCBI's taxonomy places the organism in Eukaryota, Metazoa, Mollusca, Gastropoda, Stylommatophora, Geomitridae.
AUGGCAGCAUUUAUACAGUGUGUAUAUUUUAUCUCGGCAGUAAUGCCAUAUAUAGUUGGCCAACUUAUCGUAAAUGCUAGAAACAAAGGCGGAGAAACAAUUGUGGAGAAAAUUGUCGCAAACACUUCUGCAGACACUGUUACGUUGGAGUUCCUCGGUUCGGACGGCUCGUUUGUGACACAGUUCAUAGAUUUUAAAUCUGAGGUACAGAUUUUUCGCAUAUAUAUUCUGGGGGAAGAGGAACUUGGACAGACCCAGCCUCAAGUUAUUUGCUUCAUCACUCGUUUCAUGAGGAGUGAUUUUAUUACUGCUGACGCCAUGUCCAAGCUUCGACAGAAAAAUCCAACGGCCAUUCGGACUCCAGAGGAAGAACGAGAGAUGAACAUAUACACGCUUGACUUGACCAUCAACCUGGACAAAGCCUACAUGAUCAGCCCAUAUGUGUUUAACAUCUGCAGCGAGGCUAAAGAUGGCAUCUAUGGUCAGGAAUCUGAUCUGAGAGCUAUAUCUAAGUCACUGGACAAAGAUUUUAUCACCCUCAUCUCUGCAGCAGCAGAACUGAUUCCAAACAAGUAUGGCAAGUGUCGGGACACGCAGGAUCUCAGUAAACCCUGUACCUGCCAGGUGCAUACAUGUAUCGGGUGGUACCCAUGUGGGUUGAAGUACUGCCGUGGGACAGACUCCACGGGAAAGGAGGUCAACUACAGGUGUGGGAUCAAGACGUGCAAGAGAUGUUUGGCUUUUGUUUAUGUGGCCAGCCCUAAGAUGAAGUGUCUGUGGGAUUUCUGA